Molecule: messenger RNA, 1116 nt
Organism: Monoraphidium neglectum
Lineage: Eukaryota; Viridiplantae; Chlorophyta; Chlorophyceae; Sphaeropleales; Selenastraceae
Product: Protein phosphatase 1G
Exons: 4
Coding region: 1-1116 (371 amino acids)
Biological process (GO): protein dephosphorylation
Molecular function (GO): cation binding; protein serine/threonine phosphatase activity
Source: RefSeq, a predicted model, not a curated record
AUGGCGCGCCAGGGCCGGUGUGCUGCGGCGCCACUUCGUACGCCCGGCUGGCAAGGCGUUGGUACACAGGGUGCCUACCUCGCCGUGCCCGUCACGUCCAAGGAGCGCUUCGAAGGCCAGGGGCUCCUGAGGAACCAAGAUGAGGCAUUGCAGCUGGUGUAUGGCGGCGCGGCCAUGCAGGGGUGGCGCCGCACCAUGGAGGACGCCCACAUUGCACAGACGGGACUCGAUCAAGACACAGGCGCCAUCUUCGGUGUGUUCGACGGCCACGGAGGGGCGGAGGUCGCCUUGUUCUGCCAGAAAUACAUGGCCCAAGAGCUCGCCCAUAUUGUGUCAGCGUCCCCCGCCGCGCCCGCGCCCGCGCCGGCGGCCGGCGCCUCCUCGUCGCCGGCUGCAGCCGAGGAGGCGGUCGCCGCCGUCGAGUCGGCCCUGAUCGACGUUUUCCACAGAAUGGACGAGAUGCUUCGCGACCACUCAUUCGCCGACGAGAUCGAGCAGCUGCGGGGCGCGCGCGACGCCGCGGCGGAGGACGAAGGAGGGAAGGGGGACGAGGGUGACGGGCUCGCGCCCAUGGACGCGCUUGAGAUGAUCAAGCGCGUGUUUCAGCUGAAGCGCUUCAUGGGGGAGAACGGCGCGCAGGGUGAGGACGGCGAGGAGGGGGCCGGCGAGGGCGUGGGCGCAGGCGGCGACGGCGGGCCGGCGGCGAUGGAGGCGGACGGGGAGGGGCCCAGCGGGCAGGCGCAGGAGCAGGAGCAGGAGCAAGGGGCCGCGCCGGGCGGCAGUGGCAGUAGCGGCGCGGCGCCCGCCGUGGCGGCGGCGGCGGCGGCGGCGGCCCUGCGGCGGCAGCAGCAGCCGCAGCGGCAGGACGACGCCGGCGGCGGCGGCGGCGGCGGCGCUGCCGAGGCGCGGGCGCGCUUUAUAGAGCCGGCCGACACGCGCAUCCAGGCGGGCUGCACCGCGGUGGUCGCGGUCAUUCGCGCGGGCCACCUCUUCGUGGCCAACGCCGGCGACUCCCGAGGCGUGCUGUGCCGCGCGGGCACCGCGGUGCGCCCUGCGGCGGCGGCGGCUGCGGCGGCGGGCGUCCCUGCGCCGGCGGGCGGCGCGCGCACGAUUUGA